GUUGAAGUUCCGCUCGAUGGAGAAGAAGAUAAAAACUGUCUAGAACUGCCUUCAGAUGUCGGUUUAAAAUCGUCCUAUGACACCAUGAAUACCACGAAGAAUUCGUCCUUCUACAGCAACGUUUCUAAUUGUAUAAUUUGCCUUGAUGAAGUGCGGUGUAGAGGCAAACUGAGCGUGUGUAAGCACUGGUUUUGUUUUGGUUGUAUCCUUGAAUGGUCCAAGAAUACCAAUACUUGUCCCGUCUGCAAAACAAGGUUUCGUUCGAUAUCGAAGGUUCACCUAAGUCCCCUGAAGUCUCCGCCCACCAAGGUACGGGUUCCUGACAAAGAUCAGCAGGUCUGGAUUGAUGACGAUGAUGAUGGUGUCACAGAGGAGAUGCUGUAUGACAUUCAGAAUGAGUUGCAAGAGGACAUGGAUGAUGACUAUGAACCAGGUCACAUGUCAUACCCAUAUGAUCUUGACGAAUAUGACCUUGAAGAUUCUUUCAUUGACGAUUCAAACCUAUCUCAACCCUCCAGUCAUACACCAGAACGAUUUUUCCUGGCUCAAGAAUUGAUGGAAGAAGAAUAUGCUUUUGUUACUCGAAACAGUCCCUACAUGCUUCGCAGACGAUCUAGACGGAGGAGUCCUAGUACUAGAGGAAGUGAUGUCAUGAUAGACAUCUGUGCUCUAAACAAUAUUGAAGAAGACRCCGUGUUUGAGGACAUCAGUAGCGACGAGUCAUGCGAUUCUUCAUCCACAGACAGUAGYCUUAGCGAUGCAGAUGAAGAAGSCGACGAAUCAAGUCAGCGGACAAAGAGCACCCGUUCAUCCAGAAAUACUCAAUCUCAAGACCCCAGACGAAGUAUUCGGUCCCAAGUCCCAAGAAGGAGCACUCGUUCCCAAGCCCCGACGAGAAACGCUCGUUCCCAGGCCUCGAGAAGAAGCACUCGSUCCCAAGCAAGACUUCAAAAAGAGCAGGCUAGAAACAAAAGACAAAGACAAGACCAGUUGAUUGCGCAAAACAUCCAGGAGACUGGUUCUAGUGGGUGGUUGAAUACGAGAUCAACCAAUGAGCGAGCAGCUGCAGCAUCGGCAGCACGUGCCAUAACUCAGAUAACCAACCACAACAGCUCACCUCGUCAGACGCUUGAAGAUACAGCAGGACCAAGUCAUGGACGUCCACGUCAUCAAUACACAUUAAGAACAAGAAAUGAUGAUGAUGAUGAUGAUGACACUAUUGAUAGUGAUAAAAGUGGAAACUCGCCCCUGCGUAUAUCUGUGGCUCGCGUGAAGGAGUAUACACAAAGCGGUCCGAGAAAGUCUAGCUUUUCAAGGAUUCGAGUUCCCUCGUCUUCUGAAUCAGAAUUAAGUGACUCCGUCGUCCUGACAUCUCCAACGAAACCUAACUCGCAACAAAAAUCAACUGGAAGCGAUAACAGAAAUUCGGCUGUUCCAAGAGAUAUGGGAAUGUCUUUACCGAGUUCAUCAUAUGUGGUGGAAGAUGAUGACAAUACUUGCAAUCAAAGUGAAGUUAAGAAAUGGAAGAGAAUAAGAAAUGGAAAGAAGGAGAAAGGGAAAGAAAAUAAGCCUUUGYCACGAAGUCUUUUUUCUCAGAGUGSAUCAGCAGCGAGCUCUAAUGAUCCAGACUUCAUUCCAAAUUUAUCCGACGAACUACCAUCGAAGCGUUGUAGACUUGGUACAAUAAGCAAUAGAAACGUUAAUGRGCAWCAAGAGUCGUCUUCUACAAUUUCGAGGGUUACUCGUGCACAGAUACAACGCUUGGAAAAUARUUACGAUCCUUUGGGCAUAAACCUCAAAGGUUCUUCUAGUUCGUCACAGUCAAGUUCUCUUAUUCCAGAGGGUGUUAAUCAUCGAUAUCUUUUGAGGACACGUAUUCAAGGAAACCUAAAUAAUAGUGAUGAUGAUUAUGACAGUGAUAGUGAUAGUGAUACGGGAUACACUGGGAAACGAACAAGAAAUAGUACAACAGUAAGAAUGCCAUCGGAUGAACUACCAUCGAAGCGUUGUAGACUUGRUACAAUAAGCAAUAGAAACGUUAAUGAACAGCAAGAGUCGUCUUCAACAACAUCAAGGGUUACUCGUUCGCAGAUACAACGCCUGGAAAAUAAUAAUUAUCCUUUGGGCAUAAACGUCAAAGGUUCUUCUAGUUCGUCACAGUCAAGUUCUCUUAUUCCAGAGGGCGUUAAUCAUCGAUAUCUUUUGAGGACACGUAGUCAAGGAAACCAAAAUAAUAGUGAUGAUGAUGAUGAUGAUUGUGACAGUGAUAGUGAUACGGAAUACACUGGGAAACGAACAAGAAAUAGUACAACUAUAAGAAUGCCACAUGAUCACAAGGAUGAUACUACAGAUGAUGAUGAGAGAAAAUCCGAAGGCAAGGGGAAUAGAAGGAAAAAGACGGUAAACAGGGCACAUGAUCGUGAUGAUGGGAAGCAUUUUGGCAAGGUAAAACCGAAGGAAACCACGAUGAGCAGAUUGCAAAAGUGCAGGGAUAAUACUGGUGAUGAUGAUGAUGAUCAAGUAUCAACUGGUAAAGAUGAAACAUCUAGUGUAACCUGGCUAAGAGGAAAACCUUCUACAAAUGAUGAUGAUGAUGAUGAUGAUUACAUCAUGGAUGAUGAACAACCAAACCUCAUCAUACCAACCCCACAAAAAACGAUCCAUUUUCACAAGGCGUCAACACAGAAUAAUUUCGGAACAGUUUGACGAUCCCUCAAACAAUCAWGACAACCCACCUUAUGACAGACAUCUCCAAACACAAUACCAUCUCUCAAAAUCUUCAAACAAAACUAAACCCAGUGAUAAUGAGAAUAAGAAAAGUAGGGAAAAAGCUAUGCCAUGCAGAGGUAGCGGCAUGCAGUUGGUAAAGGAUAAAGUUGAUGAUGAUGUUACACCAGAGUCUAGUGGCAGCAAUCACRUGAGUGGAUCAUACUCUAGUAACAAGCCAACCGUUACAAGGACUAGGAGAAGAAUAAAGGUGUACGACAGUGAUAGUGAUUAAGAAAAUAUCUAGUGUCUAAUGCUGUUACACCAAACAACACCAGUGGUGGGAGCAAUCACAUGAGUGGAUCAUACUCUAGUAACAAACCAACCGUUACAAGGACUAGGAGAAGAAUAAAGGUGUAUGACAGUGAUAGUGAUUAAGAAAAUAUCUAGUGUCUAAUGCCGAUGUUACACCAGGCAACACUAGUGGUGGGAGCAAUCACAUGAGUGGAUCAUACUCUAGUAACAAACCAUGUUGUGAUAGUGAUUGUACCUUGUAAUUAGGUUUUCUGCUGCUGUCAAUCAAAAUUAAGGAGUUUGACUGGCAGCUCRCAAACACCAAGUCUGAUAAAAUUGAAAAUUGCAGUAAUGUUAGUAUGAAGUAAUAAUACAUAUGCAACAUUCACAUUCUUACCUUAUCAUAGCCUGCGUUCAGUCYGUAUAAUUUCUCUUGAGAGAAAUUAUACCAGCUGACGCAGGCUAACCCUAUCAUUGAUUGGUUACAAACAAAAUAUGCUCCAAACACUGAAUGAAACAGGUAAUUAGUAUAUGUAAUAGGACUCCAUGCUGUCCAAUUAAGAAAUAAUUGGAUAAGGAAAAUUCCGA
Molecule: messenger RNA, 3588 nt
Organism: Actinia tenebrosa (Australian red waratah sea anemone)
Lineage: Eukaryota; Metazoa; Cnidaria; Anthozoa; Actiniaria; Actiniidae
Molecular function (GO): metal ion binding
Source: RefSeq, a predicted model, not a curated record